Messenger RNA from Nematolebias whitei (Rio pearlfish), 1383 nucleotides. RefSeq names its product zinc finger protein ZIC 4. Gene Ontology annotation, cellular component: nucleus. The record is from RefSeq and is a predicted model, not a curated record. NCBI's taxonomy places the organism in Eukaryota, Metazoa, Chordata, Actinopteri, Cyprinodontiformes, Rivulidae. The transcript has 2 exons. Gene Ontology annotation, biological process: central nervous system development; regulation of transcription by RNA polymerase II. Gene Ontology annotation, molecular function: RNA polymerase II cis-regulatory region sequence-specific DNA binding; DNA-binding transcription factor activity, RNA polymerase II-specific. The coding region runs from base 188 to 1333 and encodes 381 amino acids.
ACAGUAAAUAGAAGCAUGGAGGCUCCUCUCGGGAUCUAGCGUCGAACAGCGGGGGGUAAAGACAGCGCCGCCCGGGCUCCUGCCGGAACCAAAACACGGGAGGAGCAGCAGGACACAACAAACGCCUUGUCAUUAAUAUUCGAGCCGUCUCUCGUGCACAGCGAGCACUGUGGCCGGGGACUGGAGCAUGAAGCGGACGGCCGUGGUGGUGGCCAGGCACAAUGGCCUCGUCUCUCCUUUGGGGAACAACAAUUCCGGGGCUUCCAGCAUCGUCCCCCCGCCUCCGAGCAGAGCCACGGGCGGCUCGGGCUCCGCGGAGCCGCCGGCGGGCGGGACGGACGGCCUGCUGGAUUUCUCCAGAGGCCCGGUCGUCAAGAGCGAGCUGGUGUGCAGAUGGACCGAGCGAAGUUGUUCGAAGCCGAGGCUCGGGCGGACGGCGGCGUCCGUGUGCGAGCAAACUUUCAGCUCCAUGCCCGAGCUCGUGGACCACGUCACCAGCGAGCACGUCGCGGCGGGGCUCGAGAGCCUCAGUCACGUCUGCAUGUGGGACGAGUGUCUGCGCGGCGGGAAGGCGUUCAAAGCCAAAUACAAACUCAUCAACCACAUCCGCGUGCACACCGGGGAGAAGCCGUUCUCGUGCGCGUUUCCCAACUGCGGCAAGAUGUUCGCACGCUCCGAGAACCUGAAGAUCCACACGCGCACGCACACGGGCGAGAAGCCGUUCCAGUGUGAGUUUUGUGAGCGCCGCUUCGCCAACAGCAGCGACCGGAAGAAGCACUCGCAGGUUCACACGGCCUCCAAGCCUUACGACUGCAAGGCUCUGGGCUGCACCAAGUCUUACACACACCCCAGCUCCCUGAGGAAACACAUGAAGAUCCACAUCAAGUCGUCGCCUACCUCUGACCCCCAGGACCUGUACAGCUUCAGCCGUCACCAACUCCAGCAACCCGUUCUCGAACCCCUUGACCUUAAAAUGAACCACUUCUCUUCAUCGCUCGUCAGCAAAAACGUUCAUUUUCCUCUCCUGUCUCCUCAUGAACUGAGCAUCAGCUCUGCCAGCGAAGUGGGCAGUAAGGUGUUGCUGAGGAGUUCGUCUCCGAUGGCGAUGCCUCUUGAUCUCUCUCUGUCGGGCCUGAAGAAUCAACUAACUCAGAAGCAGCAGGGUGGCAGAACCCCGCGGAGGAGCCAGCGCUCGGUCAACCCAGCCUUAACUCAGCUGUCUAACAUUAAGGAGUGGUACGUGUGCACCAGGACUACAGCGCCACAUUUCCCACUCCUUCAUCCAGACCACAUCAAAUCGGAACGCAGCGACGACGAAGAAUAUGUUACGUAAGACAAUGGCGGUGACUUUGGACUUAAAAACCCAUUUCAUUUAUUCAGAAC